UAAUCAAGCCCUCAUCCCGCCACGUGUCAUAUCGAGCGCACAUACAGACACGUGUAAGUAAUUAAGAGGCAACCAGAGAGCGCGAAGUGAUCGAAGCGCGGCAAAGCGCUCACCAACUAGGCUUGCAAUUGCGUAUCCCAUCACGACCGAUCAGCGGAGAGAGAGAGAGAGAGGCGCGCGCAUUUGCGUAUCCCAUCACGAGCGAUCAGCGGGUUAGAGAGAGAGAGAGAGGGGCGCGCAUUCACCAACUCGGCUUGUAACUGCAUAUCCCUUCACGGGCAAUCAGCGGCUUAAGGGUGGGGGAAAGAGAGAGAGAGAGAGAGAGAGAGAGAGAGAGAGAGAGAGAGAGAGAGAGAGAGAGAGAGAGAGAGAGAGGGAGGGAGGGAGGGGGGCGCCAUGUCGUAUCUGUUGCAGCAUCUGCAUUCUGGAUGGGCAGUGGAUCAAGCAAUCCUGGCAGAGGAGGAGCGUGUUGUCGUCAUCAGAUUUGGUCACGAUUUUGACGAGACAUGCAUGCAGAUGGACGAGGUGCUGGCGUCGGUCGCAGACGCCAUCAAGAACUUUGCGGUGAUAUAUUGCGUUGACAUCACCGAGGUGCCUGACUUCAACACGAUGUAUGAGCUCUACGAUCCUUGCACGGUUAUGUUUUUCUUCAGAAACAAACACAUCAUGAUCGAUUUGGGGACUGGAAACAAUAACAAGAUUAAUUGGGCUCUGAAGGACAAGCAGGAGUUCAUCGACAUCGUCGAAACCGUCUAUCGAGGGGCAAGGAAGGGGAGGGGUCUUGUCGUCUCGCCAAAGGAUUACUCGACCAAGUAUAGGUACUAAAUAAAGCAAGUGAUCUUUCCCUUUGAAGGAAGUACGGAGUGAAUUGGUGUGUGUGAGGGAGAGGGAGGGUGUGAGAGAGCGGAGUGUGGAGGGAGUGCAAAGCUUAUCGAGACAUGAGGUGGAAGGAAGGGUAGGGAUGUAUGUGGAUGGCAGAGGGACUGUGCGAGAGGAUGGAGUGAGGAAGGAGUGUGGAGCUUAUCGGCAUCUUGGUCUGUGGGAGAGGGAGGGUGUGAGAGAACGGACGGAGUGUGGGAAGUGUGCAGAGCUUAUUGAUGGGAGGUGCGAGGCGAGGAGGGUUGUGAUUUUGUCUCCGUGCCAAGGAAAGGAGUACAGAAGGGCUCUUCUGUGUAUGCAUAGCAGAUGUGCACAGGGGCAGGGUCUUAAUAUGGUUAAUAUGGUGCAAAACCAUGGGUUAGGCCCUUAGCAUCAGUAUACAUGCCAUUUGAGGGGUAGCAUGGCGCUGGCGGGUAGGCGUAACCCAUCAGGACACGUGCCAUGUGCAAUGAACAUGGCCAUUUGUGGUUAGGCCCGCAGCAUGAGUACACGUGCCCUUUGUGGUUAACAUGGCACAAAACCAUGGGUUGGAUUACCCGACGGAAAAGGCAGGCGGUACCAGACGAAUCAUGCGCCACGUCGGUUUGGCUGGGAUUGGUGUGGGACAAAAAUAUGUGUUGCGAAAAAGAGGCUCGGACGUAGUGGUAGCUUAAACCAGCAGAUGGUCCCAGCCUCUUUUUCGCCAGUGCAGAUUUUUGCCCGGUCCUCAGAAUUGUGAACAGAUGCUAUGUGUGAUUUCCCCGGUCCUCCUGCCUUCUUGCGACAAGAGCUCUGCGACAAGCGCCUCCGAGCUCGGGCAUCUUCGAUUUUGGCCGGGAUUUCGGAGUUACGUGCGCGGUUUACGCACUGCAAAGACUGAGCUGGAGGUAUGAAGAAAAAACGAAAAAUGUUGAAAAUUGGAAUAUGCCACGGAAACUUACCAGGGGCCAAAGUUCAACGAGCAGUGUGGAGUUUCCUCAACGCCCUGGUCCUGUUUGUGGAAAUGUGCAGAAAUGGUGCCGAGUUUUCUCAACUGCACAGAGCUUCCUCAACGCCUGAAUCUGGUCGUGUUUGUGGAGAUGUGCAGAAAAUGGCGUUGAGUUUUCUCAACUGCACAUCUCCACAUACAUGUGCAGAUUCAGGCGUUGAAGAAACUCAAUGCGGCUAGUUGAAUUUGGCCCCGGGGGCCAAGGAUCUGAUUACCCGCUUACACUGUACACUUUCUAUGCCGUUGUGAAAACGUGUUUAGCAUAGGACACAAUUGAUGAUGUUUGAUGUACAUGGAACGUCUGGAAGGAAGUUUCCUUUUGGGAGAAAAGCCGCGGAGUCCUGGAAAGUGGGAAAAUGAAACGCCGACGGUAUAAAUCUGGAUACCGACCGAGGCGUGAAAGCAGGCCGAGUGUAUGUGGAGAUGGACUGUGUAAUGUUAGGCUGUGUUUCACAUGCUUAGGCUGUGUUUCACAUGCUACCAUACUGAUGGAAACACUUCUGUGAGAUGGAAUACUUACUCCAGGUUGCAUUAUUACUUUUGUGUAUCCUCUCUUGUCUGCGCGGCUGUGUGAAUUGGAGUACGGUUAUUCAAGGGUGAAGCCAACAACUGGUGGUUGAAGAGAAUAGUGUGUGCGGAUGGCUGUCUCGUUAUGGCGAAGAUGGUUUUCUUCUUUUUCUCUGUUUUUUUUUUUGGGGGGGGGGGGGGGGGGGGGGAGUGAGUGCGGGGGUGGAGGAGGGGUUUUAGUCAUUUCGGCAGAGGUUUUCCAUGAACUUUUGAUAGUGAAGGAAGGAUGUUGUGUUCUUGGGAUCUUCUUUAUAUUUCUUUUUUGACAGCUCUAUGAUUGAGGGCGUAGGAGGCUAACAGCAAGCGCACAGCAAUCACAGUGCGAUUUUGUGUGUUUUAUUUAUUAUUCAUGUAAUUUCCAUCAAGUUAAUUGCAGAUUUGUCGU
Molecule: messenger RNA, 2798 nt
Organism: Chara braunii
Lineage: Eukaryota; Viridiplantae; Streptophyta; Charophyceae; Charales; Characeae
Source: the annotation of a GenBank genome assembly